AUGGAUAAACAAGUAGCUGAUGUUAUUAACCAAUGCUCUCACACCGUUGGUGUUACAGGUUUAGUAGUUGUAGAUGAUUCUGGUUUAUGUUUAAAGGCUCAUGGAUCAGCAAACUCUUCAACAGCUGGUUAUUAUAAAUCACUUGUAGACAAAUCUAAAACCUUAAGAAACAGUAACGAAGUACCAAAUAUUACAAUUGAAACUGAUUCAUCUAAUAUUUUUAUUCAAGGAAAUGAUCAAAUUACAUUGGGUAUUCACAAAUUACCAUAA
This is a messenger RNA of Cavenderia fasciculata, 270 nucleotides long. RefSeq lists its product as uncharacterized. Gene Ontology annotation, molecular function: guanyl-nucleotide exchange factor activity. Gene Ontology annotation, biological process: cellular response to amino acid stimulus; positive regulation of TORC1 signaling. NCBI's taxonomy places the organism in Eukaryota, Evosea, Eumycetozoa, Acytosteliales, Cavenderiaceae. The coding region runs from base 1 to 270 and encodes 89 amino acids. Gene Ontology annotation, cellular component: cytoplasm; Ragulator complex; lysosome. The transcript is spliced from 4 exons. The record is from RefSeq and is a predicted model, not a curated record.